This is a messenger RNA of Calypte anna (Anna's hummingbird), 2107 nucleotides long. Its product is annotated as beta-1,4-galactosyltransferase 3-like. Gene Ontology annotation, biological process: carbohydrate metabolic process. NCBI's taxonomy places the organism in Eukaryota, Metazoa, Chordata, Aves, Apodiformes, Trochilidae. The record is from RefSeq and is a predicted model, not a curated record. Bases 511 to 1545 code for a protein of 344 amino acids. Gene Ontology annotation, molecular function: glycosyltransferase activity. The transcript is spliced from 6 exons.
UGGGCUACCGGAAGCCUUCGGGAAGCGGGAGGGUUACAGGCGAACCUCUCUGCCCGCCCCUCCGCGGUCGGGCCGUCCUGCCGGGCUGUGCUGCGCCUGCCGGGUGCCUCUCUGACUCUGGGCGGUCCUCUCCCGGAGCCGCCCAGGCGUGCUUCCUGCGGCCGCCUCUGCCUCAGGCAGCCUGUCCCGCGGCGGCAGGCGUAAGGGUGUGGGAGGGCGGUGGCAGAGCCUGUGCCGCUGCCUGCCGGGCUCCGGUGCCGCUGCCCCCGUGGCUCUGCUGCUUUGGGUGGCCUGGAACAGAUUUUUGAGUCCCUUGCGAGGGUUGUGGCUGGAAGGGGUUGCCUUGCCUCAGAGCGUCCCGACGAAGCCGUGCUAGAAGAGCAGGCUGCCGCCUCAGAGUUGGAAGUGGGGGAGGUCGUCUCUCUGCACAUCGAUGUAGCCCUGGACGGCGGCUGGUGAAAAGCAGUGAAACUCCUCAGCGGUCUGAUAACCAGAGCAUGGGCUAAAGCUAUGUUCCUCUCUCGCGUCGAAAGUCCUUGUUUUCUGCUGUUUCUCUUUGUCUUCCAAGUAGUGUUUAUCCUGAUCCUGUACCGAGGUGGACCUUCGAAUGUGUUUCAUGGGUUUUUAGACUCGCAUCAAGUUCUGGACUAUUCAAAAACUCAUGAUGUGUAUACAAACCUCAGCUUGUUUACCCAAGCUCCUAAUGAGGAAACUAUGCCUUACUGCUCAGUGCAGUCACCGAUAUUUGUUGGUCCAUUAACCAUCAACUUCAGAGUGCUCCCUAGUGAAAGAAUGAUCAUUAAAAAAAAUCCUUUUGUUCAGUUGGGUGGCCACUACAGGCCACCUCACUGCUUGGCCCGCUACAAAUCAGCCAUCCUCGUAGCCUACAGGAACCAGAGGAAAUACCUUCGCCAUCUUCUCUACUAUAUUCAUCCCUUCUUGCAGCGCCAGCAGCUCAGUUACAGUAUCUACUUGAUUCAGCAGGUGGGAAAUGGUACAUUUAACCGAGCAAAGCUGCUUAAUGUUGGUGUCCGAGAAGCCCUGAAGGAUGAAGACUGGGACUGCCUUCUCCUGCAUGAUGUGAACCUGGUUCCUGAGAAUGAUUAUAAUCUCUAUGUUUGUGAUGAAUACUAUCCCAAGCACAUGGCUAGUGCCAUGGAUAAGUUUCAGUACAUUCUGCCAUAUAAGUCCUUUUUUGGGGGUGUAUCUGCUCUGACUCCAGAACAUUACAUGAAGAUGAAUGGGUUUCCAAACACAUACUGGGGCAGUGGUGGUGAAAAUGACGACAUUGCUACAAGGAUUCAGUUAGCAGGAAUGAAAAUAGUCCGGACCCCACCUCAGCUUGGACGCUACAAAGUGAUGGACUACAAUGAAGAGAGACAGACAUUGGAGCUUUGGAGCUGGCCUGCUUCCCGACACAACACCAGAAAAACAUGGAAGGAUGACGGAAUGAAUUCAUUAGAGUUCAAGCUCCUUUCCAAGACAAAGCAUCCUCUUUAUACAAACAUCACUGUGGACAUUGGAUAUGUUCCCCCCUUUUCUUAAAACAAUGAAAACAAAAGCAGAGUUGGGGCUCAGCAUGGCAGCAUGCCUGUGGGCAUUCAGUCUCUAACUCCUGUCAUGGUCUGGCAUCUGCACCACCUGAGACUGAUCCUUCUGUCUUUCAUCCAUCACUUUUCUUACAACUGUUUAAGAUUUUGAAGAAAAUGCUUCAGGAACAGGGUAUGAUAGCUAAUGAACAGGCUGUGACUACUGUAAACAAUGUUCAAGCACUGUAAAAACUGACUACUGAGCCAGACCCACCUCCCAGCCAUGGGAAAUCAAGGUCUCCUGGACAAUUAAGCUGACUCAAGUUUUCAGGAAUGUUUGUUCCACAGCUGGAUAUCUCUGUCCUGCUUUGUACUUAAUAGGAUACAAGCCAUUCUGUCAGAUGGGCCUCUGAAGUGAUUUUGAGGUGUUGAAACCACUUACAGUUCUGUGAAUACCUUUUGUGAAUUUGAGUAAAAUAAAUUGCAUUAUGUUGUUGGGUUAAGAUUUUCUAGAAUAUUUAGUACAAGUGUAAUAAAGGAGAAAAUUGCUCUGAAAAAACAGAGCCAGUGCUUAAGUU